Messenger RNA from Oreochromis aureus, 980 nucleotides. Its product is annotated as histone H1.10-like. Gene Ontology annotation, biological process: nucleosome assembly. Gene Ontology annotation, molecular function: structural constituent of chromatin; DNA binding. Lineage: Eukaryota; Metazoa; Chordata; Actinopteri; Cichliformes; Cichlidae. Bases 39 to 674 code for a protein of 211 amino acids. The record is from RefSeq and is a predicted model, not a curated record. The transcript has a single exon. Gene Ontology annotation, cellular component: nucleosome.
UCUAUCGUCUCAUCGACAAACACCACUCCGUUAACGCCAUGGCAGAAGUCGCUCCUGCAGCAGCACCAGCUCCGGCCGCCGAGGCGGCUCCCGCAAAGGCCCCGGCUAAGAAGAAGAAGGCAGCAGCGGGCAAGACUGCCAAGAAGUCCGGCCCGUCCGCUAGCGAGCUCAUCGUAAAAGCAGUGAAAGAGUCCAAAGAACGCAAAGGACUGUCUCUGGCCGCCAUCAAGAAGGACCUCGUCGCUCGCGGUUACGACGUAGAACAUAACUCUGCUCACGUCAGGCGGGCUCUGAAGAGCCUGGUGCAGAAAGGCGCUCUGGUCCACACCACCGGAACCGGGGCAUCUGGUUCUUUCAAGGCAGCCAAGCCAGCCGAGAAGCCCAAGAAAGCAGCCAAAAAGCCCGCUGCUAAAGUAAAGAAGCCGGCGGCAAAGAAGGCCACUGCAGCUAAGAAACCAGCCACCGCCAAGAAGCCUAAAGCCGCUAAAGCCACCCCGAAGAAGGCAAAGAAGCCCGCGGCAGCUGCAAAGAAAGCUGUGGCCAAGAAGGCAAAGAGCCCCAAGGUGAAGAAGACCGCAGCGCCCAAGAAAGCAGCCACCCCUAAAAAGCCUGCAAAGAAGGCUGCAAAGCCCAAAGCUGCGAAGGCAAAGAAAGCUACACCAAAGAAGAAGUAAACCACCUGCUUUUUAACAAAAGGCUCUUUUCAGAGCCACCAGCUGUUCCUCUGAGAGAUCCUCCUGUUGGUCAUCGGACUCCUUUAUGCUUCAUGUUGGCUUUAUCACAGACUGUAACUGGAUUGAUUCCUGUCCCACCCGCCUCUGGACUGUAAAUAUGUACGACGGAAUUCUUUUUUUUUUUUUUUUUUUUUUUUUUUAAUUUUAUUUUUUUUGUGUUAAGCUUGUAAAUAUGCUUUCUGAUGUGUAGUGUAUGCACUUUUUAUUCGAAAGUCUGUUCAUGAAUAAAACUUAUUUUUACAUCAA